Messenger RNA from Echinops telfairi (small Madagascar hedgehog), 2876 nucleotides. It is a transcript of the gene GABRE, whose product is annotated as gamma-aminobutyric acid type A receptor subunit epsilon. Gene Ontology annotation, molecular function: benzodiazepine receptor activity; transmitter-gated monoatomic ion channel activity involved in regulation of postsynaptic membrane potential; GABA-A receptor activity. Gene Ontology annotation, biological process: chloride transport; synaptic transmission, GABAergic; gamma-aminobutyric acid signaling pathway. Gene Ontology annotation, cellular component: GABA-A receptor complex; postsynapse; dendrite membrane. Lineage: Eukaryota; Metazoa; Chordata; Mammalia; Afrosoricida; Tenrecidae. The coding region runs from base 17 to 1522 and encodes 501 amino acids. The record is from RefSeq and is a predicted model, not a curated record. The transcript has 9 exons.
CCCGGCUGAGGCUGCGAUGUCGCCUAGAGUUCUGCUUCUCCUUCUGGGCAUAUGCAUGCUCCAGGCGAGUGUCGAAGGACCACAGGUUAAGUCAGAGAAAGGAGUUUCUGGAAACAGUGAUGGCUCCCACAGCCCCAAGUCACAGGAACCUGAAACAAAGCCAAUCACUGAAGGAACAAAGCCCCCUGCUACUGGCCGAAGAGCUACCAGCAUCUCAAAAGCCACCCACAUCCUGAACACCAUCCUGAGCAACUAUGACUACAGACUGCGCCCUGGCAUUGGUGGGAAGCCAACUGUGGUCACUGUGGAGUUCUCUGUCAAUAACAUCGGUCCGGUCUCCAUCGUGGACAUGGAAUACACCAUUGACAUCAUCUUCUACCAGACUUGGUAUGAUGAACGCCUCUGCUACAAUGACAGCACUGACAGCAUCAAGACCCUUGUUCUGCAGAGCAACAUGGUGAGCCAGCUGUGGAUCCCAGACACCUUUUUUUGGAAAUCUAAGAGGACUCAGGAGCACUCCAUCACCAUGCCAAACCAGAUGGUCCGCAUCCACAAGGAUGGCAAAGUGCUGUACACAAUUAGGAUGACCAUUGAUGCUGGAUGUACAUUCAAUAUGCAAAGAUUUCCAAUGGAUUCUCACUCUUGUCCUCUGUCUUUCUCUAGCUUUUCCUAUCCUACGAGUGAGGUGAUCUACAAGUGGGCAGAUUUUCAGCUUGUCAUGAAUGAGGACAACUCCUGGAAGCUCUUUCAGUUUGAUUUUAAGGGGAUGAGCAACAAAACGGAAAUGCUCUCCACCCCCGCUGGGGAUUUCGUCGUCUUGACGUCUUUCUUCAACAUCAGCAGGCGAUUUGGCUAUGUUGCCAUUCAACACUAUGUCCCUUCUUCUGUGACCACUAUGCUCUCCUGGGUUUCCUUUUGGAUCAAGAAAGACGCGGCAUCGGCUAGAACAUCGCUAGGGGUCACUUCUGUGCUUACCAUGACCACGCUGAGCACCUUUUCCCGGAAGAACUUCCCGCGGGUCUCCUAUAUCACAGCCUUGGACUGCUAUAUCACCACCUGCUUUGUCUUCUGCUUCUGUGCGCUGACGGAGUUUGCCAUGCUCAACUUCCUGACCUACACCCAGAUGAAAGCCCAUCCUUCUCCAAAACUUAGUCAGUACCGUCGCCGUGGCCGCGGACGUGCGGAAGCCAGUGUCCCAGCCCGGCUGCGUGCGCGACAGCUUCCGGAAACGUUUGUCUGCACCGUGGUCAACAUGGGAGAUAGUGAUGGUGAUGACGAUGACGAGCAGGAGGACCAGCCCGCCGACGUGGGGAGCGCCCCGCCCCCGCAGUUCCUCUGCAGCAUGUGGCGCCAGGGUUUCAAGAAGUACUUCUGCGUGAUCGCCAACUGCGAGGGUAGCACCUGGCAGCAGGGCCACCUCUGCAUCCACAUUGACCGCCUGGAUGACUACUCCCGGGUCGUGUUCCCGCUGGCCUUCUUCUUCUUCAACGUGCUCUAUUGGCUUGUUUGCAUUUACUCCUAGGUGCCAGCUGGUGCCCUGCGGGGCUGGGCCGCCUUCAGUUCCCCGGGAGGUCCUAAGCCCCCUGCCAAGGGAGUUGGGGGAAAGCUGCAGCAGCAGCCGGAGCAUCUAGACAGUUGCUUUCCAUCCUCUUUCCUCAAAUGCAGACCUACAGAGGAUUUGUCAUUGGUGGCCCUUUGCCCACUUGGCCCAUGCCCUGAAUUUCCAUGACAGUCCAGUUCAAGUCAGAUGGCCCACUUGCAUUCUUCAGGUGGCGUUUGUGAUGCUUAGGCUUGUCGGUGACCACCACCUGAUAAUUCUGAACAUCUGUACGUUGAUUAGCUCUUUCCAAAGAAUGUUAGCACCCACUGCCUUCUCGAGAAACCUACCACUGCCUUUGCGGUGCCCUGGAGCAUCAACCUCCAAGUGCAUCGAUCCCGUCUCCCUGCUCCCCUUCUCUUCUCCUGCAGAUAGACAGACAGUGGCCUUAGUCCUUUAGGAAGAGGAAGUCUCUUUGGGACAGGAUGUCUCCCUCUGCUGCUGUGAUUCCUCCCUCUCCCCACACUGCGCAUCCAUCUUUCAUCUGCACUACCAAUCCAAUGCCCUGCAUUCAAUGGGUAUCUAUUGUGUGUGUGAUGAUUGUAAUGGUCCCUACCUUGCGUGCCAGGUUCUUCCUCCCCUUGACCCUUGUGACCCUCUCUGUAACUUCCCCAGUGACUCUCCUGGGCCUUGGUGAUUUCCUGGGGCCAAGGAACUAAGGGAGCCUUGCCUGACAUGGAUUGUGCCCAUCUAAGGCACAGUGACGAAGUUCUGUCACGUCCUUGACCCCUGGAUCCAUGAAUCAAUUGGUCUACCUUUCACCCUGGGGCAAUCGCACAACCACAAUCAAGCAAGGGAACUCCCCAAAAUACAUAUGGCACUUUAUCUUUUGCAAAGCACUUUUCACAAAAUAGUUCUAUUUUGGAGAUUUAGCACAGCCUUGUAGUACAGUCAGGGCCGGUUUUGUAUCCCCAUUUUGCAGAUGAGAACCCAGAGGCACAGAUGUCUAUGGGAUGAUGGCUCUUAGCCCCCCUGUCUCCUAUACCAGGUCCAGGCAGCUCUGUUCAGUAUGAUCGACGCUCUCACCUCGGCUGCCACUCAGGUGACAGAGCCUUGAAGAGCAGCCUGUCCUCAGCAUUGGCCUAUUCAAUUCUUGGGCCCGCCAGGCUCACUCUGCCCACAAACCUCUCCUGGCUCUGGUAACCCAGUGAGAUGAAUUUGGACACAUGCCCCAAUGCUUGUACAUGCUAAAUAAAAUCUGUGUCUGUACUUUAUUGGGGUUGGGAGGGCAAGGGUGGGAUCCAUCUGCUUCUAUCACCAUCAGCUAUAAGGGGAAACA